GCUAGACGGCAGGUUGGUGGACGAGCUACAGACGCGGAUCCCGGAGCCGGGAUCAGGGAGACGAGCGGACCGACCUCUGCCUUCUCACCCUCCUCUGGACUACCAUCCCCUGGACCGGGUUACCCACCGGCACAUAUACGCGCGGACAGACGGAGAGAGAGCUGGAGAAGCUGUCCACCAUGGCGGGGAGCAGGGAGGAGGAGAGGAGGAAGCUGGCCGACAUCAUCAACCACUGGAACGCCAACCGGCUCGACCUGUUCGAGAUCAGCCGGCCCACGGAGGACCUGGAGUUCCAUGGCGUGAUGCGGUUUUACUUCCAGGACCGGGUCGCCGGUAACUUCGCCACAAAGUGCAUCAGAGUCUCCAGUACAGCAACAACGCAGGACGUCAUAGAGACGUUAGCUGAGAAGUUCAGGCCAGACAUGAGGAUGCUCUCCUCGCCCAAAUAUUCCCUGUACGAGGUCCACGUCAGCGGCGAAGAGCGCCAACUGGAUCUGGACGAGAAGCCUCUUGUCGUGCAGCUGAACUGGAACAAAGAUGACAGAGAGGGACGCUUCGUCCUGAAGAAUGAGAACGACAUCCUGCCCAAGAAGACUCAGAGUAAUGGUCCAGAGAAGGAGAAAGAUGGAGUAAUACAGAACUUCAAGAGGACUUUGUCUAAAAAAGAGAAGAAAAAAGAGAAGAAGCGGGAGAAGGAGUUUGCUCGGAUCCCCGACGGAGACGAGCUGGCGCUCGGCCGCGAGGACGGGGAAAAUAGUCGUCUAGCAGCAGAGGUCUACAAGGACAUGCCGGAGACCAGCUUCACCAGGACCAUCUCAAACCCAGAGGUGGUGAUGAAGAGAAGACGCCAGCAGAAACUGGAGAAGCGGAUGCAGGAGUUCAUGAGUGGCGAUGGAAGGCCAGACUCUGGGGGCACUUUGAGGAUAUAUGCCGAUAGUUUGAAGCCAAACAUCCCCUAUAAAACCAUCCUGCUCUCCACGAGAGACACAGCUGACUGUGCUGUGGUGGAGGCACUGGAAAAGUACGGGCUGGAGAAGGAGAACCCCAGAGAGUACUGCAUUGCUCAGCAGGAUGACAAGUCAGGAAAGGAGGUGAUUCUGGAUGAUGCAGAUUGUCCACUGCAAAUCUUCAGAGACUGGCCAGCUGACAGGGGAGCUUUAGUGUUCCAGCUGAAAAAGAGACCUCCCGACUACCAGGGGAGGAAGGGAAAGAAGGUGGACCUCAGAGGGAAGGACGGCCCCCUGCCGCCUGAAAAACUGCCUUAUUUGGUGGAGCUGAGUCCAGGCCGAGGGAAUCACUAUGCCUACUACGCCUAUCGGCACCACGAAGACGGGUCGGACUCGCGGGACAAGCCAAAGUUGUACCGGCUUCAACACAGCAUCACUGAGGUGGGAUCGGACUGCACGGACGACGGAGCCAUCCAGCUGCUCGGUCCAGGGAUUCUACCCCACCACUGCAACCUCAUGCACAGCGAAGGCAUGGUGACUGUGACGCCACACGGGCCCGAUGCAGACACCUUUGUUGAUGGACAGCGUGUUACCGAGACAACGGUGCUGCGCUCCGGCUCCACCCUCCAGUUCGGCUCUGUGCACGUCUUUAAGUUUGUGGAUCCCAUGUUCGACCAGGGAAUGAAGAGAGAAGCAGCUGCCAUGAUCAGGAGCCGGAAUAAAUCUGGCAGCGUCCCAGAAACCACCUUCGACCUUCACGGAGACAUCCACAGUGGAGCUGCCCUGCCUACCAGUAAGAGCUCAGGGAAGUUGGAAAUGGAGCGAGGAAUGGUCAAACCCAUGAUCAGAGGAGAGCAGCAGGACAUCAGGUCUCAGGACAUUUCAGCAGACAGAACAGAGUUGACUCUUCCAGCCAGCAUUGAGUUCAGAGACAAUUCUGAAGACACCUUCCUCUCUGCCAUCAUCAACUACACCAACAGCUCCACGGUUCAUUUCAAGCUCUCGCCCACGUACGUGCUGUACAUGGCUUGCCGCUUCGUCCUGUCCCCCACGUACCGGCCUGACAUGUCGCCGUCGGAGAGGACACACAAAGUCAUAGCCAUCGUCAACAAGAUGGUGAGCAUGAUGGAAGGAGUGAUCCAGGAGAUUCCUGAAGGGGAUCAGAAGCAGAAGAACAUCGCUGGAGCGCUGGCUUUCUGGAUGGCCAACGCCUCCGAGCUGCUCAACUUCAUCAAGCAGGACCGAGACUUGAGUCGCGUCACACUGGACGCUCAGGACAUCCUCGCCCACCUCGUCCAGAUGGCUUUUAAGUACCUGGUUCACUGUCUACAGGCUGAUCUGAACAACUACAUGCCUGCUUUCCUGGACGAUCCGGAGGAGCAUAAUCCACAGAGACCCAAGAUAGAGGACGUCCUGCACACGCUGACGGGCGCCAUGUCACUGUUGCGGCGGUGUCGAGUCAACGCUGCGUUGACCAUCCAGCUGUUCUCGCAGCUCUUCCACUUCAUCAACAUGUGGUUGUUUAACAAGCUGGUGACGGAUUCGGAGUCGGGGCUGUGCUGCCACUACUGGGGGGCCAUCCUCCGGCAGCAGCUCAGUCACAUCGAGGCCUGGGCCGAGAAGCAGGGCCUGGAGCUGGCCGCCGACUGCCACCUCAGUCGAAUCGUGCAGGCAACCACCCUGCUGACCAUGGACAAGUACUCCAUGCAGGACGUGCAGAACAUACACAACACCUGCUUCAAGCUGAACUCCCUGCAGCUGCACGCCCUCAUGACCAACUACCACUGUGCCCCGGAUGAGCCGUACAUCCCGCCUGAGUUGAUAGACCACGUGGUAGCGGUGGCAGAAAACACGGCCGAUGAGCUGGCGAGGAGUGAUGGCAGAGAGGUGCAGCUGGAGGAAGACCCAGACCUCCAGCUGCCCUUCCUCCUCCCCGAGGACGGCUACUCCUGUGAUGUGGUGCGCAACCUCCCCAAUGGUCUGCAGGACUUCCUGGACCCGCUGCUGCAGAGAGGAUUCUGUCGGUUAACGCCACAUCCACGCUCCCCUGGUACCUGGACCGUCCACUUCGAAGGAUCAGACUGUGAUAACCCCUUCUCUGCAUCCGACCACUCUGACUUGCCAAUGAGGAAAGAACCGGAGGUCGUCACAGUCACCCUGAAGAAGCACAACGGCAUGGGCCUCAGCAUUGUGGCUGCCAAGGGUGCUGGUCAGGAGAAGCUGGGCAUCUACAUCAAGUCUGUGGUUAAAGGCGGAGCAGCUGAUAAUGACGGCCGUUUGGCAGCAGGUGACCAGUUGUUGAGCGUGGAUGGCCGCAGCCUGGUGGGCCUUUCACAAGAGAGGGCGGCAGAGCUGAUGACGAGGACGGGCUCAGUCGUUACUCUGGAGGUCGCCAAGCAGGGAGCGAUUUACCACGGACUGGCGACGCUCCUCAACCAGCCGAGCCCCAUGAUGCCCAGAGCGACGGACCGAGGCCGGGACAAGAACGGGAAAAUGCGACCAAAGAGCGAAGGCUUCGAGUUGUACAACAACUCUGUGCAGAACGGUGCACCCGAGAGCCCGCAGCCAGGCUGGGACUCGUACCCCGAACCAAAGAAGAUGAGUGGCGAAGAGCGACUUCUCAAGAACCGGGCCGACCACCGCUCCAGCCCCAACGUAGCCAAUCAAGGCCAGAGUCCUGCCAGCAAAUCUAUGUACCCCGGAGGACCCGGCACCAAGAUCACCUCCGUCUCCACCGGCAACCUGUGUGCAGAUGACGAGCCUUCCCCUCCCCACCCGGAGGCCUACCCCAUCCCCACGCAGACCUACCCCAGGGAGUACUUCACCAUCCCGGCCUCCAAGAGCCAGGACCGAGUGCUGGGUCCGGGCCAGGGGCCCCCGCAGCACUGGCAGGGCAUGGAGGACAGAGAAGGCCUCCCCGUGGCCGACAACAUGCACAACAGCAUGCAGCGGAUUAAUCACUCCCAAGAGGAUCUGUACCCCCCACCAGGAGGCCUGAGGCCAGAUGAGCGCAUGCAGUCACACUACCCACAAGAAUACCAGCACCGAGAGCUGGACUACCAACACAGAGAGCAUGAGUACCAGCGAGGGCCUCCAGGAGUUGUGAGCGGACCGGACCACUGGGCCCCGCAGCCGCAGGUCUCGUCUUCGCUGGAGUCCUCCACCUCCAGCCAGGAGCACCUGAACUUCUCCACUUCCUCUUCCUCAUCAAACAAGACCCAGAACCAGAAGACCGGGCCGGGCCGGUGGAAGACUCCCAACACGCCUCACAUCGUGCCGCCGCAUCCGGCGCAGCCGCCGUCCCGCUCCGACCUGCCGCCUCCUCCUCCCCCGCCGCCCGCGCCCUACCCCGACACCUACGACCUCUAUGACCCCCAGCCCGACCUGCCGCUACCUCCGCCUCCUAACGCCGCCGCCUCGGCUACAGCCCAGCAGGCUGCUGACCGCAAGAAGAGAGAGGAGCAGCAGCGGUGGUAUGAGAAGGAGAAAGCCCGGCUGGACGAGGAGAGGGAGAGGAAGAGGAGGGAGCAGGAGAGGAAGUUGGGCCAGAUCCGCGCCAACCCUGUCAUGCCCGUCCAACCCCAGAACAACGGAGGAGUGAUGCCUCCUCCUCACCACCAGCCCCCUCUGACCCCGAUGGCCCCGCCACAACCCUACCACCCCCCACUGCCGCAGCCGCCCAUGUCCAGGCCAGAGAAGCUGGCCAGCCUGCCGCGCUCAGCAGUGCCCCCCCCUGCCAGUGCCUCCAACCCACCCGGCAUGGACACGGUGAUCAGGGACCUGCUUCCGCAGCAGCAGCCGCGGACCAUCGAGAGGCGGGACCUUCAGUACAUCACCAUCAGCAAGGAGGAGCUCACGUCCAGCGACAGCUUGUCUCCAGACCCCUGGAAGAGAGACGCCCGCGAGAAAGCUGAGAAGCAGCAGCAGCUUCACAUCGUUGAUCUGUUGGACAAAGAGAUCCAGGACCUCCAGGCCAAGCCGGAGAGAACAGCGGAGGACAAUGAUCGGCUCAGGAAGCUGAUGCUGGAGUGGCAGUUCCAGAAAAGACUACAGGAGUCCAAACACAGUGAUGAAGACGAGGAGGAAGAGGAUGAUGAAGACGUGGACACGAUGAUGAUCAUGCAGAGGCUGGAGGCGGAGAAGAGAGCCAGGCAACAGACUGCUGUCCCAGCUAUCUCUGUGCUAGACUUGUUGCAGGACGAGGAGCGGCGGCGUAAGCAGCAGUUGGAGGAAAUUCGGAAGCGGGAGGCGGAGGAGCGAGCAAAGCAGGAAGAGGAGAGGAGGUGGAGGGAGGAGGAGCGAGCCAGGAGGGAGGCGGAGGAGAAGAGGAGACAGGAGGAGGAAUACUACACUCGCCUGGAGGCCGAGCGGCGGCGGCGGCAGCACGACGAGGCCGACAGAAAGCUGACGCCUGACGACCCGGCCGGUCUGUAUCGGCCCCCGCUGCCCCGGGAUUACCAACCCCCCGACCCCCCAAACCCUACUAACACCCCCCCACCCCCUCCACAGAGAAACACCUCCUACCUCAAAACCCAGGUCACUUCCCCCGACAUGCUCUACACCGCCAAGUUUGUCUCCUACACGGGCGAUGAAGACGAGGAGGAAAGCAAGGAAGCCUCCGUAUACGGCAGCGGCGACGGCGGCGGCGGCCAGUCAGGUCAGGUGAAGCUCUCGGCCACGCGGAAGUCGUACGGCGACCUCCCGGCCUCCGCCUCGGCCAAUUACAGCCGGCCUCAGCCGCCGCCCACUGCGCGCAAGCCCCGCCCUCUUUCUGACGGCAUCUUCCUGUCUGGCUCGUACCAACCGCCAGUCAACAACUCCAACAGUACAGGCCCGCCCCUCCCCGCCAAACCCAGCUCCAUCCCCCCGGGAGGCUCAAAAGGAAAUAGCUUGUACACUGGAAACUCGGCGGGAGUUGUAGGAUCAGGAGAGGUCUACAACGACCCCAGAGACAAAUGGACCAAGAGUCAAGAGCAGGAGAACACGAUCCCCAGCGGCAAUCCGGAGAGCCUGCCCUUCAGGGAGCGCCAGCGUCUCUUCUCUCAGGGGAAGGAGGUUUCCAACAAGGUCAAGGCUUCCCGCAAACUCAUGGAGCUGGAGAACGAGCUCAACACCAAGUAGACGAGCCCUCCGUCUCCCAGCGCCGCCUGAAAGCCGCCGCCGCCACGGCCGCCUUGGGGUGUUCCUGGGAAACGAACCCCCCGUGGAGAGAGCCGGCACUAGCCCUCCCAACACUGACUGUCUCCCUGUUUCUGUCCUCAGCCGCCUCCCCUCAUCUGUUUUUUUUUUUUUUAAUUUCUAUUUUUAACUCCUCACAUAACUUGAGCAUUCACUUUUUUUACGUAGCGACAUCUAUAGCUGAAACAUUUCCUCCCCUCGUUCAAAUCUGUCAGAGAUAUAUAAUGGUGAAGCACUGUACAAAGUUUUAAUUAUAUCUAGUGAGAAUUUGAGGAUCACACUACAAAAGGGGGAUAUAUUUUUCUUUGUGAAAUAGUUUGCGGGGGACGGGGGACGGAGAGAGGUUUAUUCUCAUUUUUAUUUUUUUUUAAAUAGCUUAAUGGAAAAAAUGAACAAUUUUAUGCUGUUAUUUGAUGCUUUGUUCUGCUUCAUGUUGUUUUCACACUUUUAAUUCCUUUUUGCCAGCAGAAGACAUCCAGACCAGUCUAUUUUUAUUUUACUGGGGUUUUUCUCCCAUUUCUUUAAUAUAUAUAUUAACUCAGUGAGUGGAAACACUGUUGUUUCAUUCUGUAGCAGGAAAGAAAGCAUGGUAUUUCUUUUUUUUUUUUUUCUUUUCUUUGGUAAUGUUUUAGAGGAACUGAAAGAUUCUCCAGUAGAGGAUUAUUCAGUCCAGAGACGGCUCUUUAAGUGCACAGCGUUACUGUAAAUACUCCGGUCCACAACUGUCUCACACUUUAACUACUGUAGAAACCUGCCAGGUAACUAAAAGAGAAGAAAACUGCAAAACUAAAGUGAUUUACAGCAUUUUGGUGACAAGAAACCCCAAUAACCCCACGCCUUCUUCCUAUCAGUGGAGUUCGAAAAUUUUAAGUGUUUUUCUCAGCCAACUUUAUUUUAUCUUCUUUUAAAGGAACAGUCUUUUUUUUUUGCGGAGUCGUGUGAAAUGAAUUUGAGCGAUUGUACCCUAAAUUCCAGCCAGAGAAAGGAACUCGCUCUGUGUGAUUGUUGGUUUUUCACGAUUAUUAUAAUAAUAAUAAAAGAAAUAACAACUAUUCUUCAAGUGCUUGUUUGCUUUACAUAUAUUUAUUUCAAACAUUGUGGGAAAAAAACCAUACUUCCACAUAUUUUAAUAUUGAAUAUGUACAUGCAGACUGUUAGAAGUGGAUGCCACUUUGGACCUCUUGUACGUGGUUAUUCAUCAGUAUUUUCUGCUUUUGAGACCGGGUUCUGCUUUAACAUCAGCUGUAGCUGCAGGGAUCCAGAUGUUUGGAACACCAGACUUGUGAAAGUACACACACGCACACACACAUGCACACACACCAUUUCCAGUCUCUGUGACCAAAAAGGAAAACACUUCAGUUAAGUUUGAGGCUCUCUUGGCUGCAGUUGGAGUGGCUUCAUCCUGUGUGUAAACUGAUCUUAUUUUUCUCUCCAGGAGGUCAAACAAAUUCUGUGUGGCGAGAAAAGAUGCUGUUAUAAAUAAUUGACCUGUUAGAAAAAUAAACAGACUCAUGCUCCUCCUUCACCCACAACUUCCUUUUAGGAUUCAAAAUGAACUGAAUCAUUUAAAUGGUUUCAUGUUUAGCCUUUUGUAAAUCAUUAAUAAAAACAAAUUUUUCA
Molecule: messenger RNA, 7745 nt
Organism: Cololabis saira (Pacific saury)
Lineage: Eukaryota; Metazoa; Chordata; Actinopteri; Beloniformes; Belonidae
Gene: afdna
Product: afadin, adherens junction formation factor a
Exons: 39
Coding region: 180-6068 (1962 amino acids)
Biological process (GO): signal transduction; regulation of protein localization
Cellular component (GO): adherens junction
Molecular function (GO): cell adhesion molecule binding
Source: RefSeq, a predicted model, not a curated record